UUUUGUUUCACAGCCUUUUAAAACGCAGCCUCCGUCACUACAUUUUCCUGUCUGUCAAACUGCUGUCGAUCUCAGUGUAUCCAGCUGUAGGAUGAAGGGAACAUCUGUCCACGGGAUCCUGGCUCUCAUCUUCCUGUUGUGCUGCAGAUCAAACCAAGCUGGUCUGACUGUGAGUCCCAUUAGAUCUCAGUUUUUCGAUGGAGAAGCUGUAUCUCUGAGCUGUGAGGAGGACAACAGCUCAGCUGACUGGACCGUAAGGAGGAACACAAGUAGAAGAGAGUCAGAGUGUGGAUAUGGAUGGGGGAAACGUGUUGGUCCAUCCUGUAAUAUCAGCAGCCUCUUUGUAGAUGACAGUGGAAUUUACUGGUGUUGGUCGUCCAGAGAGGGAGCAGCCAGCAGCAGCAUCCAGCUCACUGUCACUGGUGGAUCAGUGAUCCUGCAGAGUCCUGUCCUCCCUGUGAUGGAGGGAGAUGACGUCACUCUGAGCUGUCUAACCUGGACCACUCCCUCCAACCUCCCAGCUGCUUUCUAUAAAGAUGGCUCCCUCAUCAGGACUGAGCCCAAAGGUCACAUGACCCUCCACCAUGUGACCAGCUCUGAUGAAGGCCUCUACAGGUGUAACAUCAGGGGUCAUGGAGAGUCUCCAUCCAGCUGGAUCUCUGUUGAAGCCCUGCCGACCUCUAAAGCCACCUACCUCAGACUGGUCUGCCACCUGGUGGUCUUUUGCCCAUACUUCAUCUCAACUCUCCGUAUGAUUUUCUUGUAUCGAAGAAAAGCUACAGCUAGCAGUAAGGGUUUCAACUGUUUCCAUGGUGAUGACGCCCCUCGCCAAGCCUGAUGAUGUCAUAGCUGGUGUCACCACUCUGAUUUCUGAAAUUAUUUUUUUAUUAGUUGUUUUUACUUUCAGUGUGAAUUUCAACAAUGUUUAGUGUUUAUAUAUAUAACACUAAAUGUUUGUUAUUCUUCAUGGCAUCUGGACUUUUACUGAAAACAGAAAAUAAAGUUGCAUCGCUUGUGCUCAUUUUAUUUAAAGUUACUGUAAGAGGAACUUUUUUUUUUUGAGCUUACAAACAUCAGCAUAAAGAAUUUAUUCCUCAUAUAAAGGUUUUAAAUUUGUUGAAAGGUAGUACCACAAUAAUGACAACACAUAUAAAAGAUAUUAUAUCAA
Molecule: messenger RNA, 1168 nt
Organism: Cyprinodon tularosa
Lineage: Eukaryota; Metazoa; Chordata; Actinopteri; Cyprinodontiformes; Cyprinodontidae
Product: high affinity immunoglobulin gamma Fc receptor IB-like
Exons: 6
Coding region: 92-838 (248 amino acids)
Biological process (GO): cell surface receptor signaling pathway
Molecular function (GO): transmembrane signaling receptor activity
Source: RefSeq, a predicted model, not a curated record